GGACGUUCCGAUACCGCCAUUCUUUCGAUACUUGGUAUCGAAUCGGUAUCGAAAGGAGAGUAUCGAUAUUAGUAAAGUAUCGAAAGAAAAGUAUCGAUACCACGAGUAUCGAAAGAAAAGUAUCGAUACCGAUACCACAAGCAUCGAGUGAGCAUUAAGUAUCGGAAUUACCAACUAAAAUACUUAUCUACUAACUGCAAAACUGCAAUCUAUCAAGUAUAGUCUCAAUAGUCUGUCGAAACAAAGAAGACCCUCUGGCAAGAUGGGAAAAUGACUCCAGCUUGGUCAAUAAGGGUAUCAAUACGUUUCUUUCUAUACUUUACUAAUAACGAUACCCUCCUUUCGAUACCAAGUAUUGAAAGAAUGGUGGUAUCGGAACUGGAACGUCCCUAAAGAUGUGUAAAUGACUCAAGCUCGGUCAAUAUUGGUUCAAAAAUUAUCAAUUUGAUUUCAAAUUGUAGGAAUAUUUGUUCAAGAAUUAUAAAUGUGGUCUUAAUAGUAGAUCAAAUUGAUAAUUUUUGAACCAAUAUUCCCUGAGCUUGAGUCAGUUAUGUACUGUUUGUUAUUAGUGAUGUCAUAAUGUCUGGUAACUGCUACACUGGGCUAUAAUUCAGUACUAUAAUUUCAUCUAUAUUAAUCCUUAUAAUCUUCUAAAAUGAUAUAACAAUUAUUUAUGAUUAUGUAAUUAAUCGAAGUGAACUACUUUUUUACCCAUUUCGCCAUUCGAUACCGUUUCGAUACUCCAACUUGCGUAUCGAUACCAGUAAAGUAUCGAAUCAUUCGAUACCGAUACCACCGGUAUCGAAAGCAAAGUAUCGAUACCAGUAAGUAUCGAAAGUAUCGGAACGUCCCUAAUUCGGAUUUCAGAGAGCAGAUAACCUCCAAAAUUUGAUACGUAAACAAAAGUGCUUCUAUUCCCAGUUUUGUUUUAUUAUAGUUUCGUUAUCAGUUCUAGUGUCAUUCAUUCUCUUGCUAUCUUAACAUUCUUAUUGAAUAAUAUAAAGUAGGCACUUGAAUGAUUGAUUGCAAAAAUGAAGAACUUAAAAGUGACAUUCCUUCAUCCUGAUCUUGGUAUCGGUGGUGCUGAAAGACUUGUGGUAGAUGCGGCAUUAGCUCUGCAUAACAAAGGACACAAAGUUCAAUUCCUGACAACUCAUCAUAACUCCUCACAUUGUUUCAAAGAAACAAAAGAUGGAACUCUACCAGUGACGGUGGUUGGCGAUUGGUUGCCUCGCUCCGUGUUUGGAAGGUUGUACGCACUGUGUGCUUACAUUCGCAUCAUCUAUGCUGCUUUCUACUUGGUUUUAUUCAGUGAUUCAGAACCUGACGUGGUAUUCUGUGAUCAGAUUUCAGCAUGCAUUCCAAUUCUCCACCUCAAGUUUAGAAAUGUUUUAUUCUACUGUCAUUUUCCUGAUCAACUUCUCAGUACACCAGGAAGUUUUCUGAAAACAUUGUAUCGGUUACCUAUCAAUUGGGUUGAGGAAUUCACCACUGGCUGUGCAGAUAAAAUACUAGUAAACAGUAAUUUUACUAGAGGUGUGUUCAAACAGACAUUUAAAUCUUUGAAUCAACAACCAGACAUUCUCUAUCCAUCGAUUAAUACACAAAGUUUUGAUCAAGACGUUUCUUACGAUAUCAACAACCUGUUGACUACACCAAUAAGAGAUGAUUUCAAUGUUAUUCUCUCUAUCAACCGUUACGAACGUAAGAAAAAUUUGAUGCUAGCCAUAUCGUCUUUUAAUAAAUUGAAAAACUACAUGUCUGAAUCGUCUUAUAAUAAAACGUGUUUGAUAGUUGCAGGAGGUUACGAUACUAGGGUGUCUGAGAACAUUGAGCAUUUUAUGGAACUCAAAGAAUACGCUAGAGAGUUAAAUUUGACUGAAAAGGUACACUUUUUGCGAUCACCGUCAGAUACAGAAAAAUUGGCCUUACUAAAUAGAUGUAACGUAUUAAUUUACACACCAUCCAACGAGCAUUUUGGAAUAGUGCCCUUGGAGGCGAUGUACGCUUUGAAACCUGUCGUUGCUGUUAAUUCUGGAGGUCCAGUUGAAACUAUAUCGAAUGGUGAGAAUGGAUUUCUCUGCGAGCCACUCCCGGAUGAUUUUGCCACAUCACUCGCUAAAAUUUUGGAAGAAAAGUCCCUUCAAGACAGCUUGGGAAAAGCUGGUAGAGAGAGGUUCAAGAAAAACUUCUCAUUUGAAGCUUUCAGUGAAAAAUUAAACCAAGUUAUUGAAAACCUUGUUAAUUAACAUUUGAACAAUAAACUAAGUCACAAUUUUGAUCAUAAGGUAAUCAUGACUAAAGUACUUGAGAUUAAUGUUUAGCUGAUAAAUAAAUAAUAUUUUUAUUUCAAAUCGAAUAAUUUUUCUUUUUAUAUUAACUAGUCAUCACACUUUUAUAGCAUAGUUAAUUAUGAAGAACAAUACGGUUUUAUCUAAGCAUGCUUUGCCUUAAAAUAGCAGGAACCAAUCACAACUAUUCUAGAAGCAGGCUGUUUGGUAACCAAGCCUAACUUGACUGAAUAUUCUCAAGAAUAAUUUUAAUUUAGUAUUACUCAGGGAUGUGUGGUAGUAAGAAUUUCGGGUCCACAAUGAAUGUCUACCACAAUAUUAUCAUUAUAAUAGAUACGGUAGUCUACAUAACAGCAAUAGCUGCCAUGUCGAAGACCUGAUAUUGAAUGUUUUCCUUAUUCAUCAAAAACAAUGACAUUAUUUGUGGAUCAAUUCCAUAAUAAUUAGGUUAUAGCCUAUUUAUGAAAAUAUAUUUUUUAAAAGAUACAACACAUCUGCAUAAUAUAAUUAUAUCGUAAAAUAUAAUCUUCAAUUUCCAUUACGACCUUCUAGUCAAUCACUUUGAACUUUAUAUAACUACAUCAGUAUAACGUGUCAAAACUAUUCUUAAUUUGGUAAGAAAAAAGUGGUAGGUCAUCAGAUACAUACAAUAACAAAAUUAUCCACUUUAUUUGAAAAAUUCGGAUACAAUAUUGAAUAAUUUCACUUAUCAAUAUGGUUUACUCUCUAUAAAACUUGGAAUUGACAAAAUCUGUUUUACUGCCUUAACUUUUUGAAAUCAAUGCAAUAUUACCUUGUAAUAAAUGAAAUCUGAAUCAUGGGAUUCAAAAUUGGUGUUAAUACAUUAAAAAUUUGAGAAUUUAAAUAAAAUCAAUUGCUUUGAAUCUCUUUUGACUCAAUGCUAUAUUUUAAAUUAUGUUCCUCUAUGAAUCAAAUCAAUAAACAUUUAAAAACAA
Molecule: messenger RNA, 3247 nt
Organism: Nilaparvata lugens (brown planthopper)
Lineage: Eukaryota; Metazoa; Arthropoda; Insecta; Hemiptera; Delphacidae
Product: alpha-1,3/1,6-mannosyltransferase ALG2
Exons: 1
Coding region: 1032-2249 (405 amino acids)
Molecular function (GO): alpha-1,3-mannosyltransferase activity; GDP-Man:Man(1)GlcNAc(2)-PP-Dol alpha-1,3-mannosyltransferase activity
Source: RefSeq, a predicted model, not a curated record